GUAUCGCAAUCGUACUGCAAAUCCAAGCAGAUCUGUCCGCAGAUAUCGUUUUGUUUCGAGAACGACGCAAUGCGAUACCAGCGAUCCUCACCCGAAUGCUUCACAAUAUCACGUUUCCGAAUCGACACUCGUCCGAUCGGUCGUGGAAUCGGUCGCGCAUUCUUCUCGAAGAUUGUGAAGUGCAAUUGUGAGAAGUUACACGAUAUCUCGUGCACAAAAUCAUCACCAAUAGAGCAGCUGAAAUGA
Anisakis simplex (herring worm) is the source of this 246-nucleotide messenger RNA. The record is from the annotation of a GenBank genome assembly. NCBI's taxonomy places the organism in Eukaryota, Metazoa, Nematoda, Chromadorea, Rhabditida, Anisakidae.